Messenger RNA from Fusarium coffeatum, 1713 nucleotides. RefSeq lists its product as uncharacterized. NCBI's taxonomy places the organism in Eukaryota, Fungi, Ascomycota, Sordariomycetes, Hypocreales, Nectriaceae. The transcript has 5 exons. The record is from RefSeq and is a predicted model, not a curated record. Bases 1 to 1713 code for a protein of 570 amino acids.
AUGGAAGAGCACCAGAGAGCAGCCUUUCUAGCCGCGCGUGAGCGGCAUCCACCUAGCCACGCUAUCACAUACAUUGAAACCAACGUUGCGCUAUCAGGACAACCACUUCCUAUCUUCAGUGAACGAGCUAAUGGUUUUGUGUCUCUUGAUGACGCUCGUCUGCAACAGGAGGAAAGUAACGCAAAAUGGAAUGAAGUACGCGAUGAGAUGGAACACCUCUUCAAACUCAUGGAGAAAGUGCAAAGCAAACUUGAUCAUGAAGCUGGCAGUGAGAUUGGGAACAAGGUCAAUCUGCGCAACUGCGACUGGAAGGCUGUUAUGGGAGAGGCUGCCAGCCAAUAUACCAAAGUCGAGGAAAGCAUUUAUGAAGCAUUAUCGGAAAUCCCCAAAAUUAUGGAGAGCGCAAAAAGAUAUGUCGACUUGUAUAGACAAAUGCGAGAACAGUCUCUUGAACAGCGAACGAUCGAGCUUUUCAGAGCCAUCUUGACGUUUCUUCGUCAGGUCAUGCAGUUCUUCUUAGACGAUAAGUCAAAGAAGUUCAUUGGAAGUAUGAUGAAGCAGGGCUCUUAUAAGGAGCAGCUAUUCACGAAUCUCGAUGCUGUGAAGAUGUGCGCCCAGGCUGUGAAUGAAGAAGCCUCGCAGUGCCAAGCGCGCAUGGUUUCACGGGUCUAUGAGAACACUGAAAAGAUCCAGAUAGUGUUCAACCAGUUCUUGAACUUUCUAUUAACCAACCCUAGAUUCCAAACAAGCGAUCCAGAUCCAUCUGUCCUAGAAAGCAAUACCAUUCAGCCCGAUACAUCACCCUACGAUUUAUUAAACGUGGAUUUCUCGUCUUCGCAAGAUAACGAAACGAACGGUAGCAUUAUUCCAACCAUGCCGACACUUUCCUCGAGGCACACUGGGCGACCAGGCUCAUCUACCACCUGUUCUGAAUCAAAUCGACUCCUCCAGUGUCUCUACUACCACGAAGAAUUCUUGACCGAAGAUAUAGACUCUAUCCUCUCGUCUAGCUACAUGCUAAAUGAAAAGGCAAAGUCCAGAGUGGCAUCAAUGCUUCGCAAUGACAAGUUCCAAGCAUUUAUGACAGAAACUCGAAACUCUACGUCACUCCUCAUCAACGGGCGCGGUGAUCUAUCCACCGCAGAUGGAGUCUCACCUUUCAGCCUUGUAGUCGCAGAGAUGGCACGAGAGCCAGAUACAAGGCUUACGGCUGGGGCUCCCAUCUUUGUCCUCAAGUACUUCUGCAGUGAACAUAAUCCAUCGCGUGUCCGGAACCGAUGGUCAUCACCAACUGGUAUGCUGUCCGACCUCAUAGGCCAGUUGGUUUGCCAGAUGUUGGAUAAAGGGAUAGAUAUCGACCUAUCGUUCCUCAGUCAUUCCAAGUGGCGAAAGCUGGAUGGCCUUGACGUUCGUACUAUUUGUUCGGUAUUCAAGCGCAUAGUCGAGCAAGUACCCCAGGGAGGUGUGGUACUUUGCGUGAUUGAUGAGAUAUCGGUUUACGAAAGGCAAUCGCUUGUGUAUGAAACGGAUAUCGUGAUAAGCAAGCUUGUGCAACUUGUUCAGCGGGAUGGAGAACCAGUGUUUAAAUUGUUGGCCACUUGCUACGAUCGCGCCUUGGAGGUCAAUAGGCUCUUUUCUGGCUGCACGCUCGAUUUGGAGGAAGAUAUUGAGGUGGAUGACUCGGCGGACUGGACAAUCUCGCACUACUCCUAA